Messenger RNA from Glycine soja, 927 nucleotides. RefSeq lists its product as uncharacterized. Bases 162 to 491 code for a protein of 109 amino acids. Lineage: Eukaryota; Viridiplantae; Streptophyta; Magnoliopsida; Fabales; Fabaceae. The transcript has 3 exons. The record is from RefSeq and is a predicted model, not a curated record.
UCACGGAUUACGUAACAAUGCUUCCUUUUGAUUUCUGGCAUGUUACGGAACUUCACGGAUUGUGCAACAAUGCUCUCUUUUGACUUGUGGCACGUCAUGGAACUUUACGUAUUGUGCAACAAUGGGUGCCAAGUACCUCGAAGCGGUUAAGCAAAGGUUGCAUGCCAUUAAACAAUUGUCCCCGGAGGAAGUUAGGGUAUGACAGCAGGGAAUACGAAAGAAGGCGCAGAAGAUUCAAAAAAUACAAUGGCUGCCCCCACUUACUGUCUCGUGGGGGUUAUGAUCUUCUUGACAAAAAACUUAUGGACGAGAAGAGGAAGCAUCAAGAACAUCUAGCUGAGUUUAUUGAAAAUCCAUCACUCGGCAUCGACCCUCCAUCCCCCGUGUCGAGACAUCUCAAGUGGAAGAUGGCCCACACAAAGCCUUAUGGGCAAAUGACCUCUGCAGCAGCACAACAAAUAUCAGACGAAAUUGAUUCUUUAGAGGAAUAGACGACGCAAGGUAGCCUUGUUCCACAUGGUCAUCAGGAUAUACUGAACACUGCUAUUGGCAGACCUGAGCAUCCAGGACGUGUUCAUGUUCUUAUGUUGUACAUUUUACGAAGUUUCUUAUAUGAUGUAUGAGGGAGCCGUCCACAAUGGCAAGGAUAAAUGGAGUAUCAUUUGGUCAAAAAUUCUUUAUUCUGACUUUAGAUGUUGUAAAUCAAAGUCUCUAAUGAGUAUAGUGGAAAUAUGAAUUGGUUGUGAUCAUAAUAAUUCAAUAUACUAUCAUUGCUGAAUCCUAAAAGUGGAGCAACUAUUAUGUGGUAAUGUAUUCACAUUAAUAUGGAUUCUAACCCAUUCAUCCGGUUGAAGUUAAGUUUCUGAUUGUUGUCAAUAACUGCUUUGUUUACAUUCAUUAAGUUUCAUUUGACCAAUUUUUUGUUCA